Messenger RNA from Trichechus manatus latirostris (Florida manatee), 1680 nucleotides. Its product is annotated as dimethylaniline monooxygenase [N-oxide-forming] 3. The record is from RefSeq and is a predicted model, not a curated record. Gene Ontology annotation, molecular function: NADP binding; flavin adenine dinucleotide binding; N,N-dimethylaniline monooxygenase activity. Lineage: Eukaryota; Metazoa; Chordata; Mammalia; Sirenia; Trichechidae.
AUGAGUCUCAAUCAAGAGAGGGGUUCCAAACGGAAGAAAAAUCAGGGGCUCAGAGAUAAAUGCAAGUGGAACAGAACAGAAAGAGAUCAUGAGCAAAAGAUCACGGGCAAGAGAGUGGCCAUCAUCGGAGCUGGGGUCAGUGGCCUGGCCUCCAUCAGGAGCUGUUUGGACGAGGGGCUGGAGCCCACUUGCUUUGAGAAGAGUGACAAUGUGGGAGGCCUGUGGAAAUUCUCGGACCAUGCAGAGGAAGGCAGGGCCAGCAUUUACCAGUCGGUCUUCACCAACUCUUCCAAAGAAAUGACGUGUUUUUCAGACUUCCCAUUUCCUGACGACUUCCCCAACUUCAUGCACCACAGCAAGCUCCAGGAGUACAUCACUACAUGUGCCAAAGAAAAGAACCUUCUAAAAUACAUACAAUUUAAGACACCUGUAUCCAGUGUAAAUAAACGUCCUGAUUUCUCAGUCACUGGCCAAUGGGAUGUAUAUACUGAAAAGGAUGGUAAACAGGAAUCUGCCAUCUUUGAUGCUGUAAUGAUUUGUUCUGGACAUCAUGUGUACCCCAAUAUACCAAAAGAGUCCUUUCCAGGUCUAAAACAUUUUAAAGGCAAAUACUUCCACAGCCGGGAAUAUAAGGAACCAGGAAUAUUCAAGGGGAAGUGAAUCCUUGUGAUUGGCUUGGGGAAUUCAGGCUGUGAUAUUGCCGUGGAACUCAGCCGCACAGCAGAACAGGUAAUCAUCAGCUCCAGAAGCGGUUCCUGGGUGAUGAGCAGAGUCUGGGAUGAUGGCUACCCAUGGGACUUGUUUGUCAACCGAUUUGAAAACUUCCUCCAAAACAACUUAUCGACAGCCAUUUCUGACUGGUGGUACAUGAAGCAGAUGAAUUCAGAAUUCAAGCAUGAGAACUAUGGCUUGAUGCCUUUAGAUGGAACCCUGAGGAAAGAGCCUGUGUUUAAUGAUGAGCUCCCACCUCGAAUUCUGUGUGGCACAGUGUCCAUUAAGUCUAAUGUGAAGCAGUUCACAGAGACCUCAGCCAUUUUUGAGGAUGGGACCAUGUUUGAGGCCAGUGACUUUGUCAUCUUUGCAACAGGCUACGACUAUGCUUAUCCCUUCCUUGAUGAAUCCCUCAUCAAAAUCAAAAACCAUGAGAUCACCUUGUUUAAAAGCAUCUUCCCUCCUCUACUAGAGAAGUCAACUAUGACAGUAAUUGGCCUUGUCCAGUCCCUUGGGGCUGUCAUCCCUACAACUGAGCUGCAGGCUCGCUGGGCAGCACGAGUAAUAAAAGGAACUUGCACUUUGCCUUCUGUGGAAGACGUGAUGUGUGAUAUUGAUGAGAAAAUAGGGAAAAAGCUCAAAUGGUUUGGCAAAAGCAAGACCAUACAGAUGGAUUAUGUUACUUAUAUGGAUGAAAUUGCCUCCUUCAUUGGGGCAAAGCCCAACAUCCUAUGGCUUUUUCUCACAGAUCCCAAAUUAGCCUUGGAAGUUUUCUUUGGCCCUUGCAGCCCAUACCAGUUUAGGCUGGUGGGCCCAGGGAAGUGGCCAGGAGUCAGAAAUGCCAUCCUGACCCAGUGGGACCAGGCACUAAAACUGAAGACACGAGUUGUUGGGAGUCGUCAGAAGCCUUGUCUCAAGCUUCUUGCUAUUCCUAUACUGUUCAUUGGUGUUUUGCUUAUGCUGAUUUAA